UUGUAAUUGUAUGCAUUGACGAAGAGUACCAGCCACUGGCCUCUUCUUGUGACUCAGCUGGGCCGCGCUUGGAGGUGGACAUGUGCUGCUGUAGGUUAAUGUGCUCUCUUGACAUUUUUGCCGGGAAAUCUAGAAAAAUUCGGGGGGAGAGUUCCAUACUACAACAUUCAAACAUACAGACCAACAAAAUGUUUGUGCCGAGGGCAGUGAAGCAUAAACCAGCGACAAAGCCAGUGAAAUCAAGACCACAAGCUAAAGCUGAAUAUCCAGCUAACACUGCUGGGCAAACUCAACGUGACCAGGAGAGUGACUCUGUCCCAACAGAUAGCCAAGGCGGUGCUGGUCAGGAAAGUGCUGGGUCACACGUACUGAGACGUGAUGCACCAGAAACAACUGCACCUUUUAUUUCUGAAAAGGGAGCUCAAAAACUCACUGAAGAUAACACCAAGAAUGAAAUAGUACUGUUUUGCCAAAAUACUGGAAAUGGUUCAGAAUCCCCACUUUUGGUGUUGGAAGGCACAUCAAAGGAACCGGAGAAUAGAACAUCUUCAACAAGUAGUGGGGCUACUUCUCUGGAAACAGACACUGCAUGCCUUCAGCAAGCAGAUGAAACAUGUACAACAGAUUCAGUGACAGAGGCAGAGAAGGUUAAGCUAAAAGAAGACCGUAAGGGAGAAACAGAUAUUGGUGUCAGAAGUGGGAUCAGUUCACAUCUCCUACUUGACAUUGCUGAGAUUAGACGGUCUGUUGACAGGAUCAAAAGAGGUGGGGGGCUAAAGGCAGUUUGCAAAGACACCGGGGAUGAUGUCACAGAAGAUGCAACUGACACAGAGGAUGAGAAGGACGAGACAGAAGAUUCAGACUGUGAAGAUCACAAUCAGGAGGUCACUGAGGAGGGACAGGAGGAGGUCGUCUCAUACAGCAAGAACCAGAGGUGGCCAGUCAGUGAUGAGGAGCCAGUCUGUGUGAUGUGCGGGAGGUAUGGAGCCUACAUCUGCGACCAGACAGAAGCUGACGUGUGUAGCCGCGAGUGCAAGGCCAGGAACUUGGCAAGGCUUGGCCUGACAGCAGGAUUGAAUCAGCUAGCUGCUCCAGGAGAAGAUAGCCAACCAGAAAUGAGCCCUGCUGACACACCCAUGGAGGAAGAGCCAAUCGGCUACAUCUACAAGGAGCAUGAUGAGGUGUCGGACCUCACCAAGGAGCAGGUCCAAGAAAUCAGGGCUCAGGUCGAACUCUUUGUUGAAGGCGUAGAUGUACCGAGACCAAUUAUUGAAUUCUCUCACCUUGGUGCUCCAAAGAAAAUGGGGUCCAAUCUGGCCAGUGUGGGAUACAACACGCCCACGCCAGUCCAGAUGCAAGUCAUACCGGCAGCGCUCAGGUGGCGUGACAUGAUGGUGUGCGCACAGACCAGCUCUGGCAAAACUGCUGCUUUUCUUGUUCCCACCAUUCUUCAAAUCUUCAACAUCAUGUGCUUUAGAGAUAGCACAGAUGAGAAGGGACCCCUGGGGUUGAUCCUGUCACCAUCCAGAGAGCUUGCCAUGCAGAUUGAAGAGCAAGCCAAGGAACUGAUGCAAGGGCUGCCCAACAUGCGCACAGCUCUGGUUGUAGGCGGAGUGCCACUCCCCACCCAGCUGCACCGACUGAAGCAAGACAUCCAGCUUGUCAUCGCAACCCCUGGCAGAAUCUUGGACGUCCUUGGCCGAGACGGUGUGUCAUUAGCAGCCAUUAAGGUGGUUGUAAUUGAUGAGGUUGACACAAUGCUACACAAAGGCUUUCAACAGCAGGUGAUUGAGGUCAUAGACCAUCUGCCAGAGUCUCACCAAACAAUGCUGUUCUCAGCUACAAUACCGCCCUCUAUUGAGAAGAUGGCCACAUCGCUUCUUCGCAGUCCCCUGUAUAUCUCAGUUGGCAAGCCCAACACUCCAUGUACCUCUGUCAGGCAGAUUGUGAUGUGGGUUGAGGAACCAGCCAAGAAGAAGAACCUCUUUGCCAUACUGCAGGACCCCAAGCAUUACAGACCUCCACUGGUUGUAUUUGUGGACUCCAAAAUUGGCGCUGGUUUGCUAUCCUUGGCAAUUCACAAGAUGUGUGACAUACACGCUGUUUCCUUACACGGGGACAGACCCCAGAGCGAACGCACCGAGACACUUAGGGGCUUCAGGGAGGGAGAGUACCCAGUCCUGGUGUGCACAGCUGUCCUGGGUAGGGGAAUUGACCUGCCAGGGGUCAAGAUGGUGGUGAACUUUGACAUGCCAACCUCGGUGGAGGAGUACAUCCACCAGAUUGGCAGGACAGGUCGUCUGGGCAGCAGAGGCACUGCCAUCACCUUCAUCAAUAACGGGAGCAAAAAUCUAUUCUUGGAGUUUGUCAACACUCUCAGGCCCCUUGGAGUCCCACUCCCACCCCAGCUCACUAACUCCACCCACCUGAGGUACCAGCAGCUGGGGCACCAGAGCUGGAAGGAGGCAAGGCAAAGGAGGAAGGAGAGGAAAGAUGAGGAGCAUCAUGUGGCAGGUCGCUAUGGCAACGCAAGCUAUUUCAGUUACAAGAGAAGGAAACAGGAGGCAAGUGCGGUUGGAGAACUUCUGAGGAAACGCAAACACAAGAAGGGACCAAGAUGAAAAGCCAAAAAGAUUGAAGGCAAAGCAGUCAUUCUAAAUCCACCACCUAGUCUGAUGACAUUGUCCACUGAUAAUUGCCAUGUGGACAGUGCACGCCUGAAAUUUCAGUUGACUCUCGUGCACUUUGCAGCAUAAAUUCUCAAUGAGGGCCAUUAGAGUAAUAUCAUUUAUUUGACUGGUGGAUUGAGUUGAUUCGUGGAACUGAUCUGCAUAUGGAUCUUGAAUCGUGGGUUACAUUUCUUGUGUCGAUUUAAAUAUAGGGACAUACUUACUUCAACAUGUUUACGAGUCACGGGCAAAUACUAAUUUUGUUGAAAAUAAACUUUUCACACUUUUGCCACAAGUGGAGCGACAGCAUAUUAGUGCCAAUACCCCCAGUUUAAAUACCAAACGACUUUGCCUUAUUUUUAAAACCGUUCGCCAUUACAGUCCAGACCAAAUUUGACAAUUUGUCAAAGGACUCGGACAGUUUGCUUACAUCUUGUAUUAAACUUGUAGUAGAGAGAGUUUCCCCAAGUCCAGCACACUUUUGAUUGUAUGCAAAAUGUAUUUUCAGGGUCGAUGUAAGGUAAAUGUGCAGACACCUUACACAUUUUUGUAUAUUUCAGAGAGGUUUUUCCAGGUUAAAUGAUGAAUGUGACAAUUUAAUUGAAUGAAAUUUGACUCAAAAUAAAAUGAAAAACACUGUCAA
Acanthaster planci (crown-of-thorns starfish) is the source of this 3312-nucleotide messenger RNA. It is a transcript of the gene ddx59, whose product is annotated as DEAD-box helicase 59. The record is from RefSeq and is a predicted model, not a curated record. Gene Ontology annotation, cellular component: cytosol. Gene Ontology annotation, molecular function: RNA helicase activity; nucleic acid binding; ATP binding. Lineage: Eukaryota; Metazoa; Echinodermata; Asteroidea; Valvatida; Acanthasteridae.